AUGCAACGAGAGAACACACAUCGCCCAUUCGAUGGAAGCCGAUCAUCCUCAUCCAUCACCUCUCGCACAGAGGCAGCGGCAAAUCUGCCCACAGCCGCGGCCUCCCUGUCCUCCAACCCCCCAACCAACCCUUCCAAAACCCCCAUCUCAUCCGCCCCCUUCAGCCGCGAGAUUUCCCUGCGCGCCCUCCGAAUGGCCUCCUCCUCAACCUUCUUCAUCGUCCCAGACACCUUCAUUACCCGAAACACACACGAUCGCAUCUUCUCUGCACCCGCAGGAGCACCCUUUUUCAUCCCACCAUUAUUAAAAUCCGGUACUUGCGACAUAUACGUAAGAGCCGUCCAGACGAGACGGAACGACGCGCGCGGACACCGGAUGAUAGCUGUCGAAGUGGCAGGCGACAAAUAUUUGACUAUUCACUCAUGUCAGAACCCGAAACAAAUCAAGAAACAACACAUGAUGAAACGCACCACUAACACCCCCGGCCCCAACACCACCCAGCCGGCCGACGCCCCAGUCCCCGAAAAUCUCCGCGACUUCCUCCCUUACCAUCUUCGCGAGUAA
This is a messenger RNA of Aspergillus fumigatus Af293, 564 nucleotides long. RefSeq lists its product as uncharacterized. The transcript is spliced from 2 exons. NCBI's taxonomy places the organism in Eukaryota, Fungi, Ascomycota, Eurotiomycetes, Eurotiales, Aspergillaceae. The record is from RefSeq and is a predicted model, not a curated record. Bases 1 to 564 code for a protein of 187 amino acids.